AUGCUUGAUAUAUUUGCAUGAUCUGUCAUCAUGGUAGGUAACAGGUUUGACUAGUACGGCGAGUUGUAUCUUAUUGUUUUUAUUCUCAUUUAGUUUACUUUAGCUACUUUAACUGGUUACUAGUGUAUUCAGUGGUUUUUCGCGUGAAUAAUAGAGAUUUCCUUAAGCAAUGGAUUAAUUAAAAUUCCAAGAUGUACAUUUUGUCAAUUUUCCUGCUCCUUGGCGUUGUGUCAGGCCAGACCAGAGAGGGCGACAGCUGCGUGGAGGGCUACACAAACACAGUCGGCGUCUGUACCAAUGCAGAAAAAUGUAGAUCCGCCAAAGAGGAUUUCCAAAAGAACGGCAUCAACCCGACCUUCUGCAAAUACAGCCAGUUCGGAGUCACCAUCGUGUGCUGUCGGGACAACACCAACAUACUGAACACCGCGCCUCCUGCCAAGGACGAUGGACCACCGAUAUGGGGGAGCUCCAACACUAAUGGGCCGGACAACAGGAGAGUCAGUGAAAGAAAGUGCGAGCAGUACAGCCGAGGAGUAACAGAGAGGGUGGACUUCAUCCCGCUCCUCCCGAACCCAGAGACAAUGACUAUAUCCUCAGCAAAAUGUGACUACGCCGGCGUGGAGCUUAUCGUUGGUGGGGAGAAUGCUAACCAGGGAGAGUUCCCUCAUAUGGCAGCAAUAGGCUUCACGAACUUCGAGAACGGCUACUCGUUCAGCUGCGGCGGCAGCCUGGUGAGCGCGCGCUUCGUGCUGACCGCCGCGCACUGCACGCGCGACGCCAGCGCGCGCGACCCGGAGCCCGUGGUCGUGCGCCUCGGGGACCAGAACAUCGACCCAACUGUCAGUGAUGGCGCUGAGCCGGUCGAUGUAGCAAUCCGCAAGAUCCACAAACAUCCAGACUACAAGCCGCCGAAGCGCUACAAUGACGUGGCUCUGCUGGAGCUGGCCACGGCCGUGGAGUUCCAGGCGGCGAUCCGGCCCGCGUGUCUGUGGACGAGGCCCGGCUUCGGGGGACACACCAAAGCUUUGGCCACAGGAUGGGGCGUCGUUGACACCGUGACACAGCAGUCGUCCAAAGAACUGCAGAAAGUGUCCCUCUCGUUGCUGGAGAACAGCGUGUGCGGUCCACUGCUCGGGGACAUCAGGAACUGGGACGGGUUCGUGGACUCGCAGAUGUGCGCCGGGGAGCUGCGCGGGGGGCGGGACACCUGCCAGGGCGACUCCGGCUCCCCGCUGCAAAUCGCAUCCAAAGAAAACCAGUGCAUCUUUUAUGUGAUAGGAGUGACGUCAUUCGGCAAGAAAUGCGCUCAGAGCGGACAGCCAGCAAUCUACAGUCGUGUUUCAAGCUUUUUAGACUGGAUUGAGAGCGUAGUUUGGCCCGGAGAGUAAUACAACUAUAUAUAAAAUAAAUAUAUGUAUAAUACAGCCAUAGACAACCUGCAAUCACCUUACCACGAAACAUACAAAUAUAGCACGUUAAUCACGUCCACAUGCUGUGGGCGAAGUGUGGCUCUUUUCUCACCAUCGAAUCAAUUCGAAAUGAGACACAGCGAACCAAUCACAUUGCGCCAUUGUGACGCAACGACAACCACACUGCAAUGUGAUUGGUUCGCUGCGUCACACGUCGAAUCGAUUCGAUGGUGAGAGGUGAACAUGCAGAGCCGCACUUCGCCCUCUGUCUCUUUCUCCCGUAUCGUGUAUGCAGCGUGUAAAAAAGAGAGAAUAUGUGUAAGCACAAUCACGUGUUACGUGUUUCAUGGUAGGCCCCCAGUUCGUCAAACUUUGGUGGACUCGGCAUAUUUGCUACGCAACUAAGUACUACUUUUACGCUAUGUUCGUUCACGGCAAUGUUUAAAUAAUCUAUUUUUAGUUUUGGUUAAAUAUAUCAUUUCGUAAGGUAAUUACAGUUAAGUACUUUAAAGUGUAAUUUUAAAUAUUAAUUAUGAAUCAUAAUAAAAAAUAAAAUACAAAGUAAUUUUUGAUACAAGAUUUUGUA
Messenger RNA from Plodia interpunctella (Indianmeal moth), 1995 nucleotides. RefSeq names its product serine protease snake-like. Gene Ontology annotation, molecular function: serine-type endopeptidase activity. The record is from RefSeq and is a predicted model, not a curated record. Gene Ontology annotation, biological process: proteolysis. Bases 192 to 1388 code for a protein of 398 amino acids. NCBI's taxonomy places the organism in Eukaryota, Metazoa, Arthropoda, Insecta, Lepidoptera, Pyralidae. The transcript is spliced from 10 exons.